Molecule: messenger RNA, 1542 nt
Organism: Culicoides brevitarsis
Lineage: Eukaryota; Metazoa; Arthropoda; Insecta; Diptera; Ceratopogonidae
Gene: Ppox
Product: protoporphyrinogen oxidase
Exons: 1
Coding region: 103-1515 (470 amino acids)
Biological process (GO): porphyrin-containing compound biosynthetic process
Molecular function (GO): protoporphyrinogen oxidase activity, oxygen as acceptor
Source: RefSeq, a predicted model, not a curated record
UUUAUUUUGUUAUCAUUUUAAUUGUUUUUAUUCGUGUUCCUCUUCAAUCUCCACAAAAAUCCGACGCAAUUAAUUGUCGGCGUUACGCAAAAAUCCUCGAUCAUGUCUGUCACCGUUUUGGGAGCCGGAAUCGGAGGUCUUUCCGCUGCGCAUUACAUCAAAAAGCUCUCUUUAAAGCCCAUCACAAUUCUCGAGGCAACAGAUCGUGUCGGCGGAUGGAUCAACAGUCACAAAUUCGACGACGGAUUAAUUUUCGAAGCAGGUCCUCGCACAAUUCGACCCAAAGGACUGCCAGGAGCGAAUACUUUGGAGAUAGUCGAAGAGUUGGGACUCGAGAAAUUCCUCAAACCGAUCGAUUCGCAACACAUUGCCGCAAAAAAUCGCAUGAUUUAUGCAAAAGGUCAACUUUGUUUGCUGCCGUCGUCGCUUCCGUCGAUUUUUACGAAGCGCCCUCCGUUUGAAGAGUCACUUUUUAACGUUAUCACAAAAGGAUUGAAGGCACGCCGGUUCGAGAAGAAGGAUGACGAGUCAAUUUAUGAUUUUGUGGAACGUCAAUUUGGUACAGAAGUUGCCGAUUACUUGAUAAGUCCCAUGAUUUGUGGGAUUUGUGCCGGAAAUGCAAAGGAAAUCAGUGUGAACUUCCUCAUGAGCAACAUUUUCGCGCACGAACAGAAGCACGGGGACCUCAUUAAGGGAUUUUUCAUGUCAAAACUUGCGAAAAAAGACAAAUUUCCGACAGUCAUGUCGCUCCGUUUAGCAAAUCGAGCCAAAAAAGAGCGAUGGAACAUCUAUUCCUUCGAUGGGGGACUCGAAAUUUUCCCGCGAAAGCUCGCUGUGCUGCUCCAACAACGAAACGUCAAGAUCCAACUGCAUUCCCCAUGCGACAAAAUCGAAUUUUUAUCCAACAACGUCGUAAAUUUGCAUUGCGGCGACGAAAUUCGAGACACAGAAUAUGUCGUGAGUAGUUUACCAAGCUUCAAAUUGGCAGAAACGGUUCAAGAUCAACAUCCAACGCUGGCGAAUCACUUAAAAAGCAUCCCUUUUGUCGAUGUUGCCGUCAUAAAUUUCCAAUAUAACGAUCCCGAACUCAUAAAACAGCCCGGAUUUGGAGUUUUGGUGCCGCCAAAGGAAAAAUUACCGAUUUUAGGCAUAAUUUUCGACAGUUGCUGCUUCGACAUGGAAGACCAAACGGUGUUAACUGUCAUGAUGGGCGGGCAUUGGUUCCGAGAACUCUUCGGAAAUGAUCCUGAUCCGGAAAAUUUGAAAAAAAUCGCGUUAGAAAACAUCGAAAAGAUCUUAGGAAUCAACGCAGAACCGAAUAAAGCUCAAGUCAACAUUCAUCGGAAGUGUAUUCCGCAAUAUACGUUGGGACAUUUGGCUCGGGUGAAGGCAAUUCGUCAAUAUAUCGCAGAAAAAAAGCUUCCUUUGGGCGUUUGUGGCGCCUCGUACGAUGGAGUGGGCGUUAAUGACGUAAUUUUAUCAGCUAGACACGCAGCGAAGCCUUUUUAUCUGUAGAAAAAUAUAAAAAAAAUGACUUUUUUA